Molecule: messenger RNA, 417 nt
Organism: Cylicocyclus nassatus
Lineage: Eukaryota; Metazoa; Nematoda; Chromadorea; Rhabditida; Strongylidae
Source: the annotation of a GenBank genome assembly
AUGAUGUUUAUCUUCAAACUCUUUCUCAUAGCGCUUUUGGCGUGUUUUCUUGAAGGAAAAAGAGAAAUAGUUCAAAGUAAGAAAAAAGAUGUCGGAAAGGAUGUCUCUCAACAACUUCUUGGAAAUCUAAGAACAAGCGAGGAUGGUUCUGCAGUCAAAUCGGUAAAAGAAGUUAAAAGCGAAGGAGAUGAUUUCAGAAGAGAUUUCCUCAAACGAGUUUUUGGAAAUCUACAUUCAAGCGACGGUGUCUCUUUUGAAAAAAACACGCCUCUAGUUACGUGUCUCACAGAAUGUAUUAACGGCCAGCAGAAAACACACGAAGGAAAAAAUGGAGAAAAGGAUUCAGAAACAUCUGUCUCCUCUGACAAUAAGACAGCAGAACAGGGAGAAGGCAAACAAGUGCUUAAUACCCAGUAA